GUCAAGAAAGAAGAAUCAACUAUCAUGGCCGUCCCUCGCGACCCAUAUUUCUGGAAGCGCUUUAGCUACGCAGUACACCAAGACGAAGAAGCACAAGUAACCCAAAAAUCAGAAACCUGGCUCGCAAGCACCCGCCGCAAANAACGCCACUCCUACGCCCGCAUCUGCUGUCUCUUCUGGAUCCUUCUCAUCGCCAUAAUANGCAAUAAUAGUCGUCGUCUUUUGAUACUCAUAAAAACGCAUACACUGCAAAAGAUACACAUAGGUGGAGAAGGCCACACUGUGGAUUUUACAAAACUGGAUAACUGGUUGCAGAACUUGUUUGGCACGGGUGGGAAGGGGAAAGAGGGGGAUGGUGGAUCGUGA
Messenger RNA from Aureobasidium musti, 366 nucleotides. Lineage: Eukaryota; Fungi; Ascomycota; Dothideomycetes; Dothideales; Saccotheciaceae. The record is from the annotation of a GenBank genome assembly.